Strongylocentrotus purpuratus (purple sea urchin) is the source of this 597-nucleotide messenger RNA. RefSeq lists its product as uncharacterized. Lineage: Eukaryota; Metazoa; Echinodermata; Echinoidea; Camarodonta; Strongylocentrotidae. The coding region runs from base 1 to 597 and encodes 198 amino acids. The record is from RefSeq and is a predicted model, not a curated record. The transcript has 2 exons.
AUGGCAACCGACACUGUAUGGACAGACAUGGCAUUAACCAACACUGUAUGGACAGAUAUGGCAUUAACCAACACUGUAUGGACAGACAUGGCAACCGACACUGUAUGGACAGACAUGGCAUUAACCAACACUGUAUGGACAGAUAUGGCAUUAACCAACACUGUAUGGACAGACAUGGCAACCGACACUGUAUGGACAGACAUGGCAUUAACCAACACUGUAUGGACAGACACGGCAACCGACACUGUAUGGACAGACAUGGCAUUAACCAACACUGUAUGGACAGAUAUGGCAACCGACACUGUAUGGACAGACAUGGCAACCGACACUGUAUGGACAGACAUGGCAUUAACCAACACUGUAUGGACAGACACGGCAACCGACACUGUAUGGACAGACAUGGCAACCGACACUGUAUGGACAGACAUGGCAUUAACCAACACUGUAUGGACAGAUAUGGCAACCAACACUGUAUGGACAUACAUGGUAACCAACACUGUAUGGACAGACAUGGCAUUAUUUUACAAAGCUGCCACAAAACACAUGGAGGAUAUCAACAGUUUGAAGGCAUGUGAAGAUUCAGAUCUCCAUUUAUAG